AUGUCUUCCAACGACAACACUUCUUCUCUUAAGUCGGUGGUCGACACUGCCACUGGCUAUGUCCAGUCCGGUAUUGCUGCUGUGACUGGUAGCACCGGCGACAAGGCAAAGGCCGAAGAAUACAAGAACAAGGGUGCCGCCGAGUCUGACCUUUCCCACACCGCUGCCAAGGCAGGGCCCUUCACCAUCAGCUCUACCGGUGCUCCUGCCAAAGACAGUUCCGACCGUACUCAAGGCCAAUGGGACCAGACUAUUGGCAGCGCUAAAGAGACCAUCGGCAACCUCGUCGGCAGCGAGAAUCUGAAGCAACAAGGCCGCGAACAGAAUCUGCAGGGCCAAGGACAAGAGGCUAAGGGUCAACUGAGUGACCUCGGCAAGGGCGUCAGCGAUCGCGCUCAAGGAGCUGUCGGCAGUGCCGUGGCGGGCUUGACUGGCGACCGCACCGAGCAAGCCAAAUACAACGAGAUGCACGACGAGGGCAAGACCAGGCAGCGUGGGGUUGAGUUGGAUCUCGACAAGCAGGCUGCCGCUCAACAGAAAUAG
This is a messenger RNA of Cladophialophora immunda, 543 nucleotides long. RefSeq lists its product as uncharacterized. The coding region runs from base 1 to 543 and encodes 180 amino acids. The record is from RefSeq and is a predicted model, not a curated record. Lineage: Eukaryota; Fungi; Ascomycota; Eurotiomycetes; Chaetothyriales; Herpotrichiellaceae. The transcript is spliced from 2 exons.